Tetrahymena thermophila SB210 is the source of this 903-nucleotide messenger RNA. RefSeq lists its product as hypothetical. The record is from RefSeq and is a predicted model, not a curated record. The transcript has a single exon. Lineage: Eukaryota; Ciliophora; Oligohymenophorea; Hymenostomatida; Tetrahymenidae.
AUGAAUAAAAAACUUUUUGCUUUCAUAGCAGUGUUAUGCUUCUUAGAUGUUGCUCUCGCUGCUCCAUGUGCUGCUUGUACCUAUAGCGGUACUGGUGACGACACAGGUGGUCUAUGUACCCUCUGCCCUGCUGGAUAAUGUACACCUGGAACUGGAACUACUGGAGACAGUGAUAGUGUAUGUACCACUAAAGCAUGUCCUUAAGGAAAAUUUAGUUCAACAGGUUUUGAUACAGACGGAGCUGGAGCUGGAUGUACUGCUUGUACUGCAGGUACAACAACUCCGGGUACUUAAACUGUAGGAACAGCUUAAUCUGUUUGCACUCUUAAGGCCUGUGCUAAAGGUAGCUUUUCUGCCUCAGGAUUUGAUACAGACGGAGCUGGAACUGGAUGUACUGCUUGUACUGCCGGUACAACAACUCCUAAUACUUAAACUGUAGGAACAGCUUAAUCUGUUUGUACUGUUACUUUUAAGGCCUGUGCUAAAGGUAGCUUUUCUGCCUCAGGAUUAGAUACAGAUGGAGCUGGAACUGGAUGCACUGCUUGUACUGCCGGAACAUCAACUCCUAGCACUUAAACUGUAGGAACAGAUUAAUCUGUCUGUACUCUUAAGGCUUGUACUGCUGGAUCAUAUAGUGCUUCAGGUUUUGAUACAGACGGUAAUGGAGCAGGUUGUACUCAAUGUGCUGCUAAUACUUACUCUGCUUAAAGUGCUACUUCUUGCACUUCUUGCACUAAUAAUCGUACCUCUCCAGCUGGAUCUACUGCUGUCACUGCUUGUGUAUGCCCAUCAGGAACAACUGGUUCUACAGAUGGUGUUAGUACAUGUUCUGAUAAUACUACUAGUGGUUAAAAAAUCACUGUCUUUGUAUCUCUCAUUUUUAUUUUAAUGUCUUUAUUCUGA